This is a messenger RNA of Ramularia collo-cygni, 780 nucleotides long. RefSeq lists its product as uncharacterized. The coding region runs from base 1 to 780 and encodes 259 amino acids. The transcript has a single exon. The record is from RefSeq and is a predicted model, not a curated record. Lineage: Eukaryota; Fungi; Ascomycota; Dothideomycetes; Mycosphaerellales; Mycosphaerellaceae.
AUGACUGAGAGCCGCCGCUCUUCGAAGCCAAUUCCUGGACCAACUAGCGAUUGGAGCCCCAUUGAAGAUAGCUCGCACCCACUCGAACCUCYAGUGAUUACCUGUGAUCCGAUCAAGUACCCCGAGGGACACUCCGACUGCCAGUUCUUGGAUCUACCUGCGGAGCUUAGGAUCUCGAUUUACUCUGCAGCCUUUUCUGGCGGAGGAAACAGCCUAGCACUCCUCCAGACCUGCCGUCAAAUCCACAUGGAGUCCGCAAUAGUCUUACACCAGCGUCCAAUCUCCUUCUCCUCGCAAAGUAAACUCUUCUCCUGGAUCGCUGAGACCCAAAGCGCAGAACUCGAGCGCGUAAAGGCCAUCAAGCUUUGUCUGACAGACAUCGACCUUUCGAGUUUGUUUGAUCCACGGCCAAUGGCGGACAAGAGGAAUGGGAGAUCAAAUUCCUGCUGGUAUCUGUACAGCGCGGAGCUUAUCAGACUUGAUCAGGCACUCCGGGCUAUGACUGGACUUCUAGAACUCACAAUUGUCCCUCUAGAGAGGAGCACGUCUUUGCUGCGAGGCCUGUACCUUUCUAUCUUGGAGGGCAUUCCAAUGCGUUGUCCUAGGCUCAAGCUUCUGACGAUCUACGACCAGGACACACUGUUGCAGAAAGUUCCUGAAUUGAGAAGAGUACCCAAAGUUGUCUUUCUUGAUCCGGAAGACUUGCACAGUUGGAUUGUGCCUCCAGCCAAGCACGAGUCCAGGCAGCGGGAGGCGUACAUCAAGAUGGAGGUCGACUGA